AUGGAUACUGAAAGUCCUAACCGUCCAAGUUACCCAGCAAGACCAGCUGGAACACCCUUUGCUGCUCCACAGUCGACAAAGGCAGUACCUUUUUCAGCAUCGGGGCCUGUGACAGGACAAGCAGCAUCUCCCUUUAGGCCCACACCUCCUAUGUCCUCUCAGUUUCCGGCACCUUCUUUUUCAGGUGGGCCUUUGGUUGGAUCAGAGGCAAAUGCCUUUAGGCCCCCACUUACUCCAGGAUUUCAGCGUUUCCCGACUCCUCCAGUCAUGUCAACUGGUCAAGUGCCACCUCCUCCACGUCCCUCCUCUACGAGUCAGCCCAUUGGCUCUCCUUCCGCUAGAGCUCCUCCGGUUCCGGUCUGUUUCCCUUCACAACUUCAACCCCCUCCAGUUCCCAUUGGUACUCCACCUCAAAGCAUGAAAAUAGGACAACCCAACAUGAAUGUUCCCUUGCCUGCAGAUCAACACUCUCCGCUCACAAGGCCGAAUGCCCAACUUCCCCAGUCUUCUUCUCGGCCAGUGGGGCCAUCUUAUGCAGCUGCCACCACGGGUACCUUCCAACCGGCUUUUCCUGGGUAUGCUAAGACACAACCAGAUUCUGUCGCUCAAGCUCCACCUAUGCGGCCAGGUAACUUUCCCGUGCAACAGGGAGGCUUUGCUCCACCAGCACCUCCAACUCCUUUUCAGGGUCAACAAAGAGGGUAUGUUCCCGGUCCUCCAAUUGCAGCUCCAUCAGGGCUUUAUUCUGGGAACCAAAUUCAUCAACAUGGCCUUGGACCACCAAGCACAACUCCACAGGCACUUGCAGAAGAUUUUAGUUCACUCUCUCUUGGAUCCGUACCAGGAUCGUUUGAUGCAGGACAUGAUACUGGAGCAUUUCCGAGGCCAUUGGAUGGUGAUGUUGAGCCCAAGUCUUUUGCCGAGUUGUACCCGAUGAAUUGUCGUUCUAGAGUCUUACGACUGACGACAAGCGCCAUACCAAAUUCUCAGUCCCUGGCAUCUCGGUGGCAUUUGCCUUUAGGGGCUGUUGUGUGUCCUUUGGCAGAAGCAUCAACUGGGGAGGAAGUUCCAGUAGUGAAUUUUGCCGCGACGGGCCUUAUUCGUUGUAGGAGGUGCCGCACUUAUGUGAAUCCAUAUGUCACGUUCGUGAACAAUGGAAGCAAGUGGAAAUGCAAUAUUUGCACACUGCCCAAUGAUGUCCCAGGAGAAUAUUUUUCGCACUUGGAUGCUACUGGUAGAAGAGUUGAUUUGGAUCAGAGGCCUGAACUAACUAAGGGUAGUGUUGAAUAUAUCGCUCCGGCUGAGUACAUGGUCCGCCCACCAAUGCCACCUCUGUAUUUUUUUCUAAUUGACGUAUCGAUAUCUGCAAUCCAAAACGGAAUGCUAGAGGUUAUGGCACAAACUAUUAAGUCUUGUUUAGACACUUUGCCUGGUUAUCCUCGAACACAGAUUGGUUUCAUUACUUUUGAUAGCAAUAUACAUUUCUAUAACAUGAAGUCGUCAUUGACACAGCCUCAGAUGAUGGUUGUCUCAGAUUUGGAUGAUAUAUUUGUUCCAUUGCCCGAUGAUCUUCUAGUGAACCUGUCAGAAUCUAGAAGUGUGAUAGAGGCAUUCCUUGAUAAUUUGCCAUCCAUGUUCCAGGACAACAUGAAUGUUGAAUCUGCAUUCGGUCCUGCUCUUAAAGCUGUAUUCAUGAUUAUGCGCCAACUUGGUGGUAAAUUGUUGAUUUUCCAGAGUUCUCUGCCAUCACUUGGUGUUGGGCGCCUGAGGUUGCGUGGGGAUGAUAUUCGUGUCUAUGGGACAGAUAAGGAGCAUACUCUACGUGUACCGGAGGAUACAUUUUAUAAACAGAUGGCCGCUGAUUUUACCAAGUAUCAGAUUGCUGUAAAUCUUUAUGCUUUCAGCGAUAAGUACAUAGAUAUAGCAUCAUUAGGCACGCUGGCAAAAUAUACUGGUGGUCAGGUGUAUUAUUAUCCAAGUUUUCAGGCAAGUAUUCACAGAGAUAAAUUGAGACAUGAACUAGCCAGAGAUCUCACUAGAGAGACUGCAUGGGAAGCUGUCAUGCGGAUAAGAUGUGGCAAAGGUGUCCGUUUCACAACUUAUCAUGGUAACUUUAUGCUCAGAUCCACCGAUCUACUUGCACUGCCUGCUGUUGACUGUGAUAAAGCUUAUGCUGCACAGCUGUCUCUUGAAGAGACACUCUUGGCCACUCAGACCGUGUACUUCCAAGUUGCACUUCUAUACACAUCAUCUUCCGGAGAAAGGCGUAUUAGGGUGCACACUGCAGCGGCUCCAGUUGUGGCAGAUCUUGGAGAAAUGUACCGCUUGGCCGACACUGGAGCAAUUAUUUCUGUACUCUCCCGGCUGGCGAUUGAAAAAACCCUUUCCUCCAAGCUGGAAGACGCCCGAAAUGCUGUUCAGCUACGUAUUGUCAAAGCCCUCAGAGAAUACAGAAAUCUUUUCGGCGUCCAGCAUCGCUUGAGUGGAAGGAUGAUUUACCCCGAGUCGCUAAAAUUUUUACCCUUGUACGGAUUAGCAUUAUGUAAAUCGACACCCCUCCGUGGUGAGUUCUCGGAUGUCCACCUCAGCGAAAGGUGUGCGUCUGCUUUCACCAUGAUGGCAUUACCCGUUAAGAAUCUGCUCAAGCUUCUUUAUCCGGACCUGGUUCGACUGGAUGACUGUCUUUUGAAAGAUGAAGAAUAUGACAUCUCAAAGAGGCUACCACUUACUGCAGAGAGCUUAGACACUAGAGGUCUGUACAUCUUUGAUGAUGGUUUGCAGUUUGUGAUUUGGUUCGGGAGGUCGAUUUCGCCUGAUAUAGCUAGGAACUUGCUCGGGGAAGAUUUGGCAGCAGAUCAUUCAAAUGUUAGCCUUAAGCCGCGAGACAAUGAAAUGUCCAGAAAACUGAUGAAGAUACUUGACGAAAUUCGGGAGGGCGACAAAUCAUAUUAUCAGUUAGUUCAUCUCGUGAGGCAAGGUGAACAGCCGAGAGAAAGUUUCUUCCUUCUGACGAAUCUCGUGGAGGAUCAGGUCGGUGGUGCAAACGGCUAUGGUGAUUGGAUGUUGCUCUUACAUCGCCAAGUCCAAUAA
This is a messenger RNA of Striga hermonthica, 3090 nucleotides long. The record is from the annotation of a GenBank genome assembly. Lineage: Eukaryota; Viridiplantae; Streptophyta; Magnoliopsida; Lamiales; Orobanchaceae.